Molecule: messenger RNA, 2453 nt
Organism: Telopea speciosissima
Lineage: Eukaryota; Viridiplantae; Streptophyta; Magnoliopsida; Proteales; Proteaceae
Product: serine/threonine-protein kinase WNK8-like
Exons: 8
Coding region: 282-2333 (683 amino acids)
Biological process (GO): intracellular signal transduction; protein phosphorylation
Cellular component (GO): cytoplasm
Molecular function (GO): ATP binding; protein serine/threonine kinase activity
Source: RefSeq, a predicted model, not a curated record
CAAAUUCGAAAACGACACGACGAGAAGAUGUUUUUUGAUAUAUGGAGCCCGGAUUUGGUAUGAGAAUGAAAGAAUCAUAUGUCAUGGAUGGUGGGAUUAUGGAUUUAGAUUCGCUUGAAAGGCUUGACGUCGAAUGCCGUUUCCGUCUGAGAUCGGCAUUCGAUUCUUAUUCAGUCGCAUCCGAAGCAUUUUCAGAGCAAAGCCUUUUGAACCCGAUGGUAUUCCAGCGGCAGCUUUGUUAAAGGUCCGGUUUUUUUUUUUCUCUUUCGAUCACCGUCAUAAUGAAUUGGGGGAGUGGAUCGUUAUUGCCAGUGGAUGGGCAGCUAAGGGGAAUGGAAGUGGCGGCCCCCGCCUCGGCGACCGAGGACUAUUACGUCGAGAAAGACCCAACUGGUCGAUAUGUUCGGUAUGACGAGAUCUUGGGCAAUGGAGCAUUCAAGACUGUAUACAAGGCAUUUGAUGAAGUUGAUGGAAUAGAAGUAGCUUGGAACCAAGUGAAGAUUGAUGAUAUGUUGCAGUCACCAGAAAACCUGGAGAGGCUAUAUUCAGAAGUUCAUCUUUUGAAAUCAUUGAAACAUGAAAAAAUUAUCAAAUUCUAUAAUUCAUGGGUGGAUGAUAAGAAGAAGACUGUUAAUAUGAUCACUGAGUUAUUCACCUCCGGUAGUCUAAGGCAAUACCGUAAGAAGCAUAAGAAUGUUGAUAUGAAGGCUAUAAAGAAUUGGGCACGGCAGAUCCUCAUGGGAUUGCAUUAUCUUCACAGUCACAAUCCACCUAUCCUUCACAGAGACUUGAAAUGUGACAACAUUUUUGUUAAUGGUAACCACGGAGAAAUAAAGAUUGGAGAUCUUGGAUUGGCAACUGUUAUGCAGCAGCCUACUGCCAGAAGUGUUAUUGGUACCCCUGAGUUCAUGGCUCCAGAGCUCUAUGAAGAGGAGUACAAUGAACUGGUUGACAUAUAUUCUUUUGGCAUGUGCAUGCUAGAAAUGGUUACAUUUGAGUAUCCAUAUAGCGAAUGCAGAAAUCCAGCUCAAAUCUAUAAGAAGGUUACAUCGGGAAUUAAGCCUGCUUCACUUGGUAAGGUGAAUGACCCCCAAGUUAAGCAUUUCAUUGAGCAAUGUUUGGCUCCCGCAUCAAUGAGAUUGCCUGCAAAGGAGCUCUUGAAAGACCCAUUCCUCCUAUCUGACAAUCCAAAGGAACCAAUUCGAAGUCCUCUACAGUUACCAUCAAAUUUGCAGAAGUCUGGACCUCCUUCCAUGGACAUAGACUCGGAUUACAAACAACUUUCAAUUAGCUCUUGCGCAGAGAAAAGCAAUGGAACUUCAUGUUCUCCUACUUUGGAAUUUCAAAGAAUGAAUAAAAAUGAUGAGUUUAGGUUGAGAGGGGAGAAAAAGGAUGACAAUUCAAUAUCAUUAACCCUACGUAUCGCUGAUACAUCUGGUCGAGCGAGAAAUAUCCAUUUUGCUUUCUAUCUUAAUGCGGAUACUGCACUUUCGGUCGCUGGUGAGAUGGUUGAACAACUUAAUUUAGCUGAUCAAGAUGUGGCUUUUAUAGGUGAGUUCAUCGAUUACUUAAUUGUGAGACUUGUACCCAGUUGGAAGCCUUCAUUUGAUUAUUCAUCCAAUGGAGUGGGUCCAUAUGAAGGAUCUCCAGUACUUGGGACUGAUAAGGGCUCAAUGCGGUCUCAUUGGGAUUCAGUAUCAAUUAAUCUUCCUGCUGAAUCAUCGAUAGAGAAAGAAGUUUUAUCUCAGUUGAGUAGUAGUCCUAUUGAGGGUUGCAUACUAGAAGUUGAUACCACUAACUCAUAUGGAAGAUAUGAUCAAACUAUGUCGCAUAGUGAUCUUAUUUCUCCUUCAAGUUUAACCAACAGAGAAGAUCAAGAGUCUCAAGCAUCAAUUGUUUCAGAUAUCACUGACUAUAUUGCCACAAUCGGUUCAAUUACUAAUAAUGAUAGAAUGGUAGAAUGUGCUGAUUACACCAUUGAUGGAGGCUGUAAAGGUUUAAUUGAGUAUGGGUGUGACAUGGAUUUGGGUCUACAGGAAUGCGAUGGAUGUAAAAUGAAAAUAGAUGAUACCAGUGACUGUAUAGUAGCAAAUGAAUUUACGAAGAAGCCAAAGGUCCCUAUUAAUGGUCUUUCUAAUGGUUUGAGCUUGCCAAACAUUGGUUCUUCCUUGUCGCUCUCCGAUAAAGAUGAAGACGCUGAGCUGCAGUUGGAACUUAAUGUGAUUGAAUCACAAUAUCAACAUUGGCUUAAUGAACUCUCAAGGAUGAGGGAGGAAGCUGUAGAGAAUGCUAAAAAGAGGUGGAUCACAAAAAAGAAAUUAAGUAUUUCUUAGUUCCAAGAUUUGGUUAUUAAAAGUGUAUUGUACCUGAAAGUUUAUUAUCAUUUUUAUGAAUGUUUACUAUAAAACCAUUAUCAUUAUUAAAAUGAAAAUUUUCGUAGUUUAGUUAUUUAA